Molecule: messenger RNA, 1397 nt
Organism: Melanotaenia boesemani (Boeseman's rainbowfish)
Lineage: Eukaryota; Metazoa; Chordata; Actinopteri; Atheriniformes; Melanotaeniidae
Product: CD81 antigen-like
Exons: 8
Coding region: 105-821 (238 amino acids)
Cellular component (GO): membrane
Source: RefSeq, a predicted model, not a curated record
UAAACCGAGCCCUUUGGCAGAGACUGUGUGAUCCCUGGAAGCAGGCUGGUCUUACAAAUUCCUUGAUUUGGGGCGAAACAACGAGCUGAUAAAGAAGUGAAAACAUGGCUGUUGCGGGCUGCACGAAAUGCAUAAAAUACAUGUUAUUCUUCUUUAAUUUCAUUUUCUGGCUGGCUGGAGGUGUGAUCCUAGGAGUGGCCCUGUGGUUACGCCAUGACAGCCAAACUAGCAACCUCCUCAUACUUCAGUUGGAAGGCCAACAGGCACCAGGCACCUUUUACAUCAGCGUGUACAUACUGAUAGCUGUUGGAGCUGUGAUGAUGCUUGUGGGAUUCCUUGGAUGUUAUGGUGCCAUCCAAGAAUCUCAGUGCCUGUUGGGGACGUUCUUCUUCUUUUUGGUGAUCCUCUUUGCCUGUGAAGUUGCUGCAGCGAUCUGGGGUUUCAUGAACAGAGACACUAUCUCCAAAGAGCUUAUCAAUUUCUACGACUCUGCAUACAUCAAGGCUGUGGAUGUCUCAGGGUCUCCCAGUAAAGACGCAGCCAUCAAGGUGUUGGGCGUUUUCCACAGUACGCUCGACUGCUGUGGAAAAGGAGAUGACACUGCUCUUUUCUUACAAGUCGCUUCCAGCUUGUGUCCUGGAAAACCUAUACAAGCCUUUCAGAGAUCCCAGAGCUGUCACAAAAAACUGACCUUGCUGUUCUCUGAGAAGCUCUACCUCAUCGGUCUGGCUGCCUUGGUGGUCGCUGUGAUCAUGAUUUUUGAGAUGAUCUUCACCAUGGUGCUCUGCUGCGGGAUCCGUAACAGCCCGGGAGUGUAUUAGGUGUCCUGCAAGCAGCAACGAGCCACAUAAGCCGACACUUAAGUGUUUUAUGUGCCUUAGCUCUUUUGCUGUUAACAUCAGAUGGAUAUAUCUUCUUUUAUCUUAGACUAGAAAAUGUUUUGUAUGUGCUGUUAAUCUAUCCCCGCUGAUCUUAAGACAAUAGUUUACAUACUUGAGGUGAGACAAUCUUUAGUCAUCAACACACAUAACAUAAAUUUUAUACAUGCAGUUUGUUGGAAAAUGUUUCUCUAGAUGUGACUGAUUCUCUUUUUAUGGAUGUAUAAAUUGUAGAUAUACGUAAUAUGUUGAUAACAUUUUGAGGAGUGUGUUUUCUCGGGUUGAUUGCUUAUGUUGCUUCUUGCUGCAGUGUGUCAGUAUUAUUUAAGUGGCAGUUUUUCUGUAAUCAGCAAGGAUGCUUUCAGUCAACCGUGUGCCUCUUCUUUGACCCUGAUCAACCAUCUCGUUCUGUUUCACCUUUGUUGACUUCAAACACCUCUCCUUGGACAGAGACAAAACUUGUAUUCUUUCUCUAAACCUAUUUUAAUAAUGCUAAUAAAUUAUGCCACCUCUCUUGUA